Spinacia oleracea (spinach) is the source of this 1277-nucleotide messenger RNA. RefSeq names its product transcription factor MYB13. Bases 139 to 1098 code for a protein of 319 amino acids. Lineage: Eukaryota; Viridiplantae; Streptophyta; Magnoliopsida; Caryophyllales; Amaranthaceae. The record is from RefSeq and is a predicted model, not a curated record. The transcript is spliced from 3 exons.
CAAAACUAAUCUCCACACCAUUUGGGAAAAUUCACUUUUUAGAGAGAGAAAAAAAAGAGAGAGAAAGUUCUCUCUAUCAAAAUAAAAAAUAGGAAAAAUAUAUUUUUUUUAAUAAAAAAAAAGGGGAGGAGAGAGAAAAUGGGAAGAGCACCAUGUUGUGAGAAGAUGGGGUUGAAGAAAGGUCCAUGGACUCCUGAUGAAGAUGAACUCUUGAUUAAUUACAUUAAUCUUCAUGGUCAUACUAAUUGGCGUGCUCUCCCUAAAUUAGCUGGUUUGUUAAGGUGUGGGAAGAGUUGCAGGUUAAGAUGGACAAAUUAUUUGAGACCAGAUAUUAAGAGGGGUAAUUUUAGUCAAGAGGAGGAAGAUACUAUUAUCAAUUUGCAUCAAAUGCUUGGAAAUAGGUGGUCCGCAAUAGCAGCAAAAUUGCCGGGAAGAACAGACAAUGAGAUCAAGAACGUAUGGCACACUCACUUAAAGAAGAGACUUCCUAAGCAAGAAACCGACUCCACCACCACCACCACCACCGCUACUACCGCUAGCACCGGUAUCACGGUUGUGCCCACCAAGAAGAGGGCUCGGAAAUUCAAGUCCAUUAAAAAGGACGGAGCAGUCUCCGAGGGACCACCGCCAAAGAAGCAACACGUGAACAACCACAACAACGGCAGCAACAUCAAUAGCAAUAAUAAUGAUAUUAAAACCGAGGACGACAGUAUACCUACAACAACAACUAGUUCAAUAAAUUGUAACCCGGUUUCACCACAACCAUGUACUAGUACUAGUGAAGAAUCUACAAUCACUAGUAGUACUAGUGUGAGUGAAAGUGACAAUUGUAGCAAGGAAAACGUGGUGAAAAAGGAGGGAUAUGUCGGCGAAUUUCCUGAAUUUAACGACGAUUUCUGGAUGGAAGUUUUGUCUGUUGAAGAAGACACUGCCAUGUCUAAUGAAGAUCUUCACUACAUGAGCAAUUCGGCGGUGACGGAACCGGUUUUUUUACAGGAUUCGAAGGUUUCGAUUCAUGGAGAUGAUAUGGAUUGUUUUUGGUAUAAUCUUUUAACAAGACCUGAUGAUCAAUUACCAGAGUUUUCAGAGAUGUUGUAAUACUUAAUUAGGUGUUCAAAAUUAGGUACUAAUUAGAUUUUUUUUUUUCUCUUUUGUUUUGGUAGAUUUUGAGGGGUUUUGCCUUCAUAAUUCUCAUGUAAUAUGGUUGGAAAUUGUCCAUUUGACAUCACAGUUUUGCAUGUUUUUGUAACUUAUUAAUUGAGAUACCUCCUUUGACA